AUGUGUGUCUGGGUCUACGUCACCUACGCCUGCUUCGACGAAAAAACCGGCCACGGUGAAGUCGGCCUCGUCCGCCACAGGACAUGCAAAGACUUUAACCGCACGCUACAGCCCUGCGGCGUCCCGAUAAUUCCUCCAAUUCCGUGCAUCAAGCUCUGUGUUACCGGCAUCAUAGCUGGUAACACAGUAAAAGAUGCCCCAGCUGCUCCGAUCUUACAGCGUGGUCCAGCACAAAACAACACACCAAACUGUGUCGACCCCAAGCGCUUUAUUACUGUAUCGACCUUAACUGGACCGAUCAUUGGUCAUGUUGCUCCCAACACAUCAUGUGUUGUCGAGUAUCUGGGCAUUCCCUAUGCCAAGCCCCCGGUUGGCCAGUUAAGAUUUGCUCCUCCUGUGCCUCUUCAUCACAGGAAAAUCGCAUAUGUCGCGUCCAAUUUCGGAUAUGACUGUCCCCUUACUCCUUCUAGUCCAGUUGACUAUCCGGGGUAUACUCCUCAAGCCCCGCGCAUCAUCCGUUACUAUACCUCGGGGGCAGGAAACCCUCAGAGUGAGGACUGCCUGACGCUGAAUAUCUGGUCCAAGUCUACCCCAAAGAGCGUAGCGAAGAAAAAACCGGUAAUUGUCUUCUUUUAUGGAGGCCGCUUCACAACCGGCAAUACCAACACGCCGAUGUAUAAUGGCAAACACCUUGCAGAUGCUGAGGACGUAAUUGUGGUGACUGUCAAUUACCGAAUCAAUAUUUUUGGUUUUCCUGGUGCCCCUGGAACGCUGCCAAAUCUCGGCCUUCGCGACCAACGUGCUGCUGUUGAAUGGCUUCGCCAGAAUAUUGCCAACUUUGGCGGCGAUAUCAACCGCAUCAUCCUCACCGGACAAUCCGCUGGCGGUGUGGCCGUUGACUACUGGGCCUAUACAUACAAGAAUAGCCCCAUUGCUGCGGGUUUGAUCAUGUCCUCUGGAAAUUCAUGGAGCUUCCCAGUCAUUUCCAAGGAAACAGCUACAAACAACUGGAACGCUGUCGUCAACGCUCUGGGAUGCAAUUCGACUGACACCGAGCAAACCCUGACUUGCAUGCGCUCCCAGCCCUGGACAGCCAUCAAAGACGCCGCAGCAACAAUCAGACCGCGCCCAAGCAGCAGUGUUCUCCGCUCAGUUCCUCCCUUCUACCCAACACCCGAUGGCGAAAUUGUCUUUGCCAACUACACGUCCCUCACGGAACGCUGCGAGUUUGCCAGGCUCCCUAUCCUGAUUGGUUCCAACGCCAACGAAGCUGGAUUCUACCGCAUCUCCCUCUACGGUAACACUGGAACACAGCCGACUCAAGAGCAAGUCAAUUCGUUUCACCUGGAGUCCUUCACCUGUCCUGCUGCCUACCAAGCCUCCGCUCGACGUGGCUGCGGGGUGCCAGCUUGGGUGUACCGCUACAAUGCAGACUGGCCAAACACAAGGUUGUACGAGGGAUCGGGGGCUUAUCACGGCGUGGACCUGCACAUGAUCUUCGGAGCUUCGGAAGAUACCAGUGGGCUGCCAACGACGAGAGAGCAAAGGGAAUUGACGAAGUUGAUGCAGCGGGCAUGGGCUACGUUUGCGGCGGAUCCGUGGGAGGGGUUGAGGAGAGAGUUUCGGUGGCCGAAGUGGGAAGGCAGAGGAGAAACGAAUGUGGUGAUUGAGCUGGGUAAGGGGAAUCAGCCCAGGGUUGAGUACGGAGGGGGGGAUCAAUACGGGGUGUCAUGCGAAAAUGUCACGCUGGGAGCGUUGGGAACAUCUGCGUGA
Messenger RNA from Thermochaetoides thermophila DSM 1495, 1773 nucleotides. RefSeq lists its product as uncharacterized. NCBI's taxonomy places the organism in Eukaryota, Fungi, Ascomycota, Sordariomycetes, Sordariales, Chaetomiaceae. Gene Ontology annotation, molecular function: cholinesterase activity. The coding region runs from base 1 to 1773 and encodes 590 amino acids. The transcript has 3 exons. The record is from RefSeq and is a predicted model, not a curated record.